Camelina sativa (false flax) is the source of this 2140-nucleotide messenger RNA. Its product is annotated as mitochondrial carrier protein MTM1. Gene Ontology annotation, biological process: mitochondrial transmembrane transport. Gene Ontology annotation, cellular component: mitochondrion. The record is from RefSeq and is a predicted model, not a curated record. NCBI's taxonomy places the organism in Eukaryota, Viridiplantae, Streptophyta, Magnoliopsida, Brassicales, Brassicaceae.
UGCUUGAUUGAUUAAUCAACGGCAACGAAUCGUGUCUGAAGAUUUUUUUUCUCCAUGCAAAACUGGAAAGCCCUAGAAUUAGAAGAACACCAACCAUACGCUGAAUACGCAAUCAGGUUAAACUGAAUGCUCAAGGAUUAUUAAAAUUGAAAGCUUUUUCUUUUUGGUUAUCCUGCUGAUGGAAGAAGCAAAGUUAGAUUCAAAAUCGAAAUCGAUCCCGAAUGAGAAUUUGAGAUUCGGAGAGAGGGCUUUAUCUGCUGGUGGCGCCGCUUUUAUAUCGGCGGUCAUAGUCAAUCCUCUCGAUGUUGUUAAGACGAGAUUACAAGCACAGGCUGCAGGAGUCCCGUAUCAAGGCUCGUGUCGUCUGGGUUGUUUCGAUUCGAAUUCCACGUUGGUACAUGAUUUAAGAAGUAGUUCUUCUCCUGGGAUGUGUAGAAUCACUGGCUCUGCAUCUGUUUGCUCAGAUCAUCAGUACAAAGGAACCCUUGAUGUCUUCUGCAAAAUUAUCCGCCAGGAACAACUUUAUGCAGGAAGGGUUUUCUAGGCUUUGGAGAGGUACAAAUGCAAGUUUAGCAUUGGCCGUUCCAACUGUUGGGAUCUACAUGCCUUGUUAUGAUUAUUUUCGCAAUAGAAUGGAGGGAUUUACAACAGAGAAGUCCCCAACUUUGACACCUUAUGUUCCACUAGUUGCUGGGAUAAUAGCACGCUCUUUGGCUUGUAUCUCUUGUUAUCCUGUCGAGUUAGCAAAGACACGGAUGCAGGCAUUCAAGGGAACACAAAGAGAUGUGAAACUGCCUGGCGUUUGGAAGACAUUAGUUGACGUCAUCAAUCCUGUUAAGGGAUCAAGUAAUGGACAAAACUACAGGAUGUUAUGGACUGGUCUUGGUGCUCAACUUGCUAGGGAUGUUCCAUUCUCUGCAAUCUGCUGGUCAAUACUUGAGCACACCCGGAGAAGCAUAUUCUCGUUCAUUGGUGAAGAACCAAGGGCAGGCAGUAUAAUAGGUGCGAACUUCACUGCUGGUUUUGUUGCGGGUGGAGUUGCUGCUGCAGUUACUUGCCCACUAGAUGUUGCAAAGACUCGGCGGCAAAUAGAGAAGAAUAGAGAUAGAGCCAUGACAAUGACCACAAGACAGACCAUGGCAGAGAUUUGGAGGGAUGGAGGAAUGAGAGGGAUGUUUAGUGGAGCAGGGGCUAGAGUCGGAAGGGCAGGACCAUCAGUAGCCAUUGUGGUAUCCUUUUACGAAGUGGUCAAGUAUGGACUGCACAACUUUCACCAACAGUAACACUUAUCAUAGUCACUUAUAGAGAUAUUGUUUUUUGAUGCGAGGAUAAAAAAAAAAGAGAAGACUUGGGCAUCAAAACUCAAAAUAAAGAGUUUGCCGUAUGAGGUGCUUUACUACAACAACACCUUAUAACAAGGCAAAAAGCCAAAAUUUAUUCUUUAUUUGUUUUUUUGUCAAGAAGGAAUAAUUUUAUUCAACACAGUUCUUGCAUUUGUUAUUUGUUGUUAGUAUAUAUAUAUAUUUUUUGUGUAAAUAUAGUUAACUUCAACACGAGAGAUUAACUUGAUCAAAGGGUAUGUAGCAAAGUGUCAUUUCUCGAUAAAUAAUAACAUGUGAAAUGACAAUUCAUAUAGCUCUCCGUGAUUUGUAUAAACCUUGAAUUACAUUUUUACACAGUUUACAACAUUUCUGGCACUGAUAAAUUAUAGAUCUCUGAAGAUGGAUGGAUAGAGAUAAACAGAAAAGAGAGUCGAAUUCAAAAGGAAGUGAGAGAGCUCAACGGGCUUCAGAAUUCCGGCUUUUAUUUUGCUUUUGAAAUAGUCAGAUACACACAGAUAUAUCUUUUAAACCGGGUUUUUUUUUUUUUUUUUUUUUUUUUUUUUUUUUUUUUUUUUUUUNUUUCUUUUCGGUCUAAAAGUUAACACUAAUUGUCAAACUUUCUGGUAAUUAAGAAGCUGAUUAGAAUAAGAAGAAUAAAUUAAUUAAUUUAGUAGUAUGGAAGAAGAGAAGAAACAAUUAUCAGUAAAUCUCCAGAAAGAAAUCAUAAUAAUCGAGACAAAAAAAAAAAAAGCACAAAUCAUCAACCCACAGACUCUUUAGGAAUUUUAUCCACAAAAAAAAAAAAAAAAAAAAAAAAA